AUGGAUAAGAGGUAUGAAGACCUGGUGCACUACUCAGGGUCAGAGGGCAUGCCUGUGGGGGGGUAUGGAGAGGCCAUGAGGUCACUGCCCCCCCCUCACUAUGGCCACACUGUCCCAGAUUCCCUCAAACACCACAGGGACCAGAUCUAUGGUCAUCCCCUGUUUCCACUUCUGGCCCUGGUGUUUGAGAAGUGCGAGCUGGCCACCUGCUCCCCGCGGGAUGUAACAGCCCUCUCAGUGCCACCCCACCUCCAAGGCUUGACCAAUCAUAGUGAUGUAUGCUCCUCAGACUCCUUCAACGAUGACAUCGCAGCCUUCGCCAAACAGAUUCGCUCAGAGAAGCCCAUUUUUUCAACAAAUCCUGAACUGGACAACCUGAUGAUCCAGGCCAUCCAGGUACUACGGUUCCACCUGUUGGAGCUGGAAAAGGUUCAUGACCUGUGUGAUAACUUCUGCAAUCGCUACAUUACCUGCCUGAAGGGCAAGAUGCCCACAGACCUGAUUUUGGAUGACAGGGAGGGCGGGUCCAAGUCCGACGUGGAGGAUUUCACUGGCUCCUGCACCAGUCUGUCGGAGCAGAAUCAGUCGUGGUUGCGGGACCCAGAUGACUGUGCGUCCACUCCACUAGGGACCCCUGGCAUGUCAUGUGGCCUGCCUUCACACAGCACAGACAACUGCAGCGAUACGGGGGAUGGUUUGGAUGGGGGCGUGGCCUCCCCCAGUACGGGAGAGGAGGACGAGACGGACCGAGACAGAAGGAACAACAAGAAGAGGGGAAUUUUCCCCAAACUGGCAACCAACAUCAUGAGGGCAUGGCUCUUCCAGCAUUUAUCGCAUCCAUACCCUUCGGAGGAGCAGAAGAAGCAGCUGGCACAGGACACAGGACUGACCAUCCUGCAGGUCAACAACUGGUUUAUCAAUGCAAGACGGAGAAUAGUACAGCCCAUGAUUGACCAGUCAAAUCGCUCAGGUCAAAGCGGUCCUUACAGCCCAGAGGGAGCAGCACUGGGGGGCUACGGACUGGACGGCCAAGCCCACCUGGCUCUCAGGGCAGCAGGUCUUCAGGGGAUGCCGUCUCUUCCAGCAGAGUACCCCGGGGCCCUGCUGUCCCAGUCUGGCUACCCCCACGCCGGCCCGUCCCUGCACCCCUACCCCGGCCCCCACCCCGCCAUGCUGCUGCACCCGCCGCCCCACCCCCACCCCGCCGAUCCCCUCAUAGGCCAGGGCCUGGACAUACACGCCCACUAA
This is a messenger RNA of Salvelinus namaycush (lake trout), 1248 nucleotides long. RefSeq names its product myeloid ecotropic viral integration site 3 (gene meis3). Bases 1 to 1248 code for a protein of 415 amino acids. Gene Ontology annotation, molecular function: RNA polymerase II cis-regulatory region sequence-specific DNA binding; DNA-binding transcription activator activity, RNA polymerase II-specific. Gene Ontology annotation, biological process: eye development; positive regulation of transcription by RNA polymerase II; embryonic pattern specification. The transcript is spliced from 12 exons. NCBI's taxonomy places the organism in Eukaryota, Metazoa, Chordata, Actinopteri, Salmoniformes, Salmonidae. The record is from RefSeq and is a predicted model, not a curated record.